GUUCCAUAUAAACCCGUGGCACCGUGCCACAACGACGUUCUCUACGACUGACUGCUACCGACCGGCUCGUCGCCACUACCAUCUUCUCGUCUUCCAUCUCCCAUCUCCAGCCCCGGCCUGAACCCAACCGAUCUCGACAUGGUCAACUUUACAAUCCUCGCGGGAGGUUACUCCACCUUCGUCGCGUCCUACCUCUUCAACACAGAUGCGUCCACGCUCACACUUCUCAACCAAUCGCCUACCGGCGCGAACCCCUCGUGGAUCACGCUCCACCCUUUCAAUAGCAGCAUCUUAUACGCCGUCAAUGAAAACUCACAGGGAGGGCUCCAAUCGUUCUUGGUGGGACCGCAGGGCGCGUUGAAUGGCCCGUUCGACCAGACAAGCUCGGGCGGCGACAGCCCCGCAUUCACAGUGGCGCUCACGACGGGCCAGGUGGGCAUCAUGAACUACGGCUCCGGCAACGGAUUCGUGAUCCCGACGUCGCCCGACGCGCUGCACUUUGACGCAGACGCCGCCACCCUCAUCACAUUCCCUGCCCCCGUGUCCCAUCCCCACAUGAUCCUGGAGCACGGGAACGAAAUCCUCGUGCCGGACCUCGGUGCGGACAAGAUUUGGAGGCUGCAAGAGGAUGAGAGCCCCGGCAAGUGGGCAAUCAAGGGACAGAUCCCGCAGCCGUCGGGCAGCGGCCCCCGCCACAUCGCAAUAUCUGAUGAAACGCUGUACACCCUGCACGAGUUGGCGUCGACGGUCACCGCCGAGCGCGUCCCCGCCCCACCGAAUGGCACGUCCAUCAUCACCUCUGACCUCUCCACCGUGCCCCCGAACAACCUCACCGGCGCUACCUGGCAAGCGGGCGAGAUCCUCAUCCCCAAGCCCAAUGCAAAAUUCCCGGCGUCCUACGUGUACGCCUCGAACCGCAACACCGGGACCACACUCGACCCGCGCGGCGACACCGUCGCGAUCUUCGCGACCUUCCCAAAGCUGAAGCUCGUCGCGCAGGUGUACACCGGCCUUGAGCAGAUCCGGGGCAUGCAGUUUGGCGGAGAGAACGACGAGUUCCUCAUUGCAAGUGGUGUGGUUGGCACAGGUGGCGUCGUCGUAUUCAAGAGGACAGAGGGUGGCACAAAUUUGGUGGAAGUUGUGAGGAACACCGAUAUCCCGAACAGGACGAGCUUCCUGUGGGGUAAAUGGUAAGUAGAUGACAUUUGAGCGUGAAGAGUAUGUCCCAUACCCUAUGCCUAUAAAAGGGCAUGCUUUCGAGUGAAACGAGAUGUUUGGCAUC
Heterobasidion irregulare TC 32-1 is the source of this 1282-nucleotide messenger RNA. RefSeq lists its product as uncharacterized. The transcript has 5 exons. Lineage: Eukaryota; Fungi; Basidiomycota; Agaricomycetes; Russulales; Bondarzewiaceae. Gene Ontology annotation, molecular function: 6-phosphogluconolactonase activity; protein binding. The record is from RefSeq and is a predicted model, not a curated record. The coding region runs from base 139 to 1194 and encodes 351 amino acids.